Cricetulus griseus (Chinese hamster) is the source of this 2939-nucleotide messenger RNA. The record is from RefSeq and is a predicted model, not a curated record. Lineage: Eukaryota; Metazoa; Chordata; Mammalia; Rodentia; Cricetidae.
GAACUUGAUAUAUAGCCAAAGCUGGCCUUGAACUCUUGCCCUCUGUCUCUGCUUCCCGAUUUAUAAGGCUUUUCAUGAUUUUUGCAAUCUCUCCUUGGACGGGAAGGAUUUGGAAACUCGUUUUUAGAACAAAAAUAGAGAUGAUGGCUGGUGUUGCUUUUGAAAUGCAGCUCAGUGGGCUUUAUUAAAACUGAGGAGAAAAUGGACAUCGUGUCUGAAAAGCCGAAAGCCGGGGUGUAUUCUUGGAACAAGACCGAGAAAAGCGAUUUUGAAGCCGUGGAAGCGCUCAUGUCUAUGAGCUGUGACUGGAAAUCUGGCUUCAGGAAACACCUUGAGAACAGGCCGGUCACUCCCGUGUCUGACACCUCCGAGGAGGAGAGCUUGCUUCCAGGGACACCCGACCUGCACACAAUCCCGGCGUUUUGUCUGACUCCGCCUUACAGCCCCUCUGACUUCGACCACUCUCAGGUGUCAACUGGGAUGGCCCCGGCGCCAUCUACCGGCCACUUCAAACCAUUCUCCGAUAUUACCAAGGCUCCCGUCAAAGAGGAGGACAAGGGCCCUAUAGCUGCCCCUCCCCUCCCUAAGGCUCAAGCAACUAGUGUCAUCCGCCACACGGCUGACGCCCAGCUGUGUAACCACCGAUCCUGCCCUGUGAAAGCAGCUAGCGUCCUCAACUCUCAGGACAAUUCUUUCCCAAGAAGGACCCACCUGAGCCCCGUAUGACCUUGCCUUGCCUUCCUCAGAGACGGUCGUCUGCAGGUCUCAGCCAGCUCCCGUGUCCCCGUUGCAGAAGUCAGUAUUGGUCUCUUCGCCUACAGUACCCCCUGGGGGGAUGCCGCCUGUGCCCGUCAUCUGCCAGAUGGUCCCCCUUCCUGCAAACAACUCCCUUGUGACCACAGUUGUCCCCACCACUCCACCCAGCCAGCCGCCAGCUGUCUGCCCACCAGUGUUGUUCAUGGGCACUCAGGUGCCCAAGGGCACCGUGAUGUUCGUUGUGCCCCAGCCCGUCGUGCAGAGCCCCAAACCUCUGGUGGUAAGCCCCAACGGCACCAGACUGUCCCCCAUCGCCCCCGCGCCCGGAUUCCCUCCUUCGGCAGCAAGAGUCACUCCCCAGAGUGAUUCAUCCAGAGUGAGGAGUCACGUCUGUAGCCACCCGGGAUGUGGCAAGACUUACUUUAAAAGUUCUCACCUGAAGGCCCACGUGAGAACGCACACAGGAGAAAAGCCCUUCAGCUGUAGCUGGAAAGGCUGUGAAAGGAGGUUUGCUCGUUCUGACGAACUGUCCAGGCACCGGCGAACCCACACAGGCGAGAAGAAAUUUGCCUGUCCUAUGUGCGACCGUCGGUUUAUGAGGAGCGACCAUUUGACCAAGCACGCCCGGCGCCACCUGUCAGCCAAGAAGCUCCCAAACUGGCAAAUGGAAGUGAGCAAGUUAAAUGCUCUAUCACCAGCCCCGGCUUCUGCACAAUGACUGACGGGCCACGGAUGAGGAAGAGUCAGAACUAACUUUGGUCAGUCAGGAGCCAGCGGUGGUGUCACAAAUGCUUCUGCAGCUCUGUGGCCCUCCCCUGGGCCUACUGCAGAAGCCCCGGGCUGAGGGGAAGGCCAGCCUGGGUUAGAUGACAAGUGCUUCAGCCACAGGCAGGUCACAGAAGGGCAGGUUUCGUUUCUUUCCACGUAAAGAGAUGAGGAAGCUUUUCUUCCUUGGAUGGUUGUGAAGGUUUGAGGUGAGGUCAGCACAGACUUGCAGUCAUGUCCACACUGGGUACUUUGUUUCUGCUGUUUAUACUUGAGGUCAGCUCCGCGCUGUGAUUCUGUUAAAGAAUUGGUUCCGAGGAUCUAGAGGCUGGAAAUUCCGGUACAGACAGAGACGGAUGGAGCCAAAAAGUGGGUUUGUGUUCCGCAGGGAUGCCAUCUUCUCCAUGAGUUAUCUUGUUUGUUACUCCUCAUCUUCCCAGUCAGCUGUGGAUGUAGUUAUUAAGUCUAUCUACAAGUAUCAUUUUCCACUAUUGUUGGUAUUUUACAGUUGAACAGCCGUACAUUGUUAAGGGGGUGCCAAAAGAACUGGAACCCUCAUUAAUUUAAUUGCUUGGAAGUGCAGCUAAAAAAAAGGGGGGGUGUUGUUUUUUGUUUUGGUUUUCUUUUUUCUUUUUUCUUUUUUUUUUUGCAUUUUUGUUUUGAAAGUUUUAACAACAACAUUUAGGCAUUUCACUCUAAUUUAGAUUUAGUUUGCCUGCAGUUUCUUGUGUAGAUUUGAAAAUUAUAUGCCAAUGUGUUUUCUGUAGACUUAAGAUAUUCUGCACUUUGUUUAGGGAAAAAUCUGAAGGUGAAAAUAUGUAUUGUAAAGGGGUGAUAUCAGAAAUUUGAGAUAACUCCUUGAGAAAGAUGGCUUUCUGUCAUCGGUAAAGGAUGCUCAUGUCAAAGACACACUGUAGGAAGUUAAUGACCAUGACAGACAGCAGCUUCCUCUCUAUUUAUAGGAGUUUUUCAGGGUGUGGGGAUAGGUAGAAAAUUGUUACUAGGACAUUCACUUCCAACUUGAAAACAGCGUUCACGACGCAGUUAUGUGCUUCACAGGGUUUGAGCACCCUCAAAACUCGAGUCCAGGGCCUUGUGUGUGUCCUGCAGGCCCUCUGCCACCAGCCUAGAACAAUGACUUUGGCUAACAGUAUUUCUGUUCUGUUGUAAAGUGGAUAAUACACUCGGUAGUAAAGGUAAAUUGUUCAAAAUAUAUAGUGAAAAACUGUCACUAUACCACCCCAUUUAAACUGUUUCUUCUGUACCUUGGGUGUAGGUUUCUGACAGGCAAACCUGAACCCUUGAAAAAGGUUUUUUUCUUAAAAAAAAUUAUAAAGAAUCAUGAGUUCCAAUUUGCACAAUAUUUUUUGUUGUACUUUAUACCUUGUUUACAAUAAAGAAUUUCCUUUGUUAUACAC